Aureobasidium melanogenum CBS 110374 is the source of this 1614-nucleotide messenger RNA. RefSeq names its product MFS general substrate transporter. Gene Ontology annotation, biological process: transmembrane transport. The transcript is spliced from 18 exons. The coding region runs from base 1 to 1614 and encodes 537 amino acids. Lineage: Eukaryota; Fungi; Ascomycota; Dothideomycetes; Dothideales; Saccotheciaceae. The record is from RefSeq and is a predicted model, not a curated record. Gene Ontology annotation, cellular component: membrane. Gene Ontology annotation, molecular function: transmembrane transporter activity.
AUGGAACGCGACGAAACAGACAAGGCCGUUCAAGGAGACGAAGAACGCGUACCCUUCGACGUAGUGCCUAAUCCAGAUGCACAAGUCGACCAAGGAGCAGAUGAAAAAGCAGUGCGACAUUCAAGAGACAGCGAUACAGAUGAGCAGGCUAGACCAGGGUCCAAGGAUGAAGAGAGUGGAAUCACAGCCGAAGGCGACGAAGGCGCUCAUGACAAGGAGUUCGAAGUCACCUGGGACGGCGACGACGACCCCAUGAAUCCCAGAAGCAUGGCCUACGCACGAAAGUGGAUAAUUGUCGUAAUCGUAUCUGCCAGCUCACUAUGCGUAACAUGCACCUCUGCACUCUACACAUCAACUUAUGGGCAAUUGGAACCAGAGUUUGGCUGUUCAAGGAUUGUCGCGACUCUUGGACUAUCCUUGUUUGUCGUAGGAUUAGGUCUCGGGCCAAUGGUUAUGUCGCCACUUUCAGAAUUUUAUGGGAGAAGACCCAUCUACAUCGCCUCCUACACUUUCUUCUUGAUCUGGCUGAUUCCAUGCGCCGUGGCACAAAACAUCCAAACAAUGUUGGUGGCACGUUUCUUCGACGGACUUGCUGGUAGUGCCUUUCUUAGUGUAGCAGGAGGAACCGUUGGAGAUCUGUUCCCCAAAGCCCAGCUCUCUCUACCAAUGGCAUUUUAUACAGCGGCUCCGUUCGUUGGCCCCGAGAUUGGACCUAUCGUGGGUGGGUUCAUUAAUUACUACACUGACUGGCGAUGGACCUUUUACGUCCUGCUCAUCUGGUCAGGCGGCAUGUUGGCAGCUAUCAUAUUCCUUGUGCCUGAGACUUACCACCCCGUCCUUCUGCGCAGAAAAGCCAUCAAGCUCAGAAAGGAUACGGGCAAUUCAGCCUGGCGAGCACCGAUCGAAAACAUGAACAAAUCGGUCUUUCGGACCGUUGCAUGGAGCUGUGUCAGACCAUUCCAGCUGCUUUUCCUCGAAGCGAUGUGCCUGAGUCUGUGUAUCCUCUCGGCCAUUCUUCUCGGCAUUCUAUACUUGUUCUUCGGAGCUUUCCCCCUCGUUUUUGAGAACAAUCACGGAUUUGUAUUAUGGCAGACCGGACUUACAUUUAUAGGUAUCUUUGUUGGUAUGAUCACAGGUGUCAGCUGCGAUCCUAUUUGGCGGAGAAAUUAUGUUCGUCUGGUAAACAAGAAUGGAGGCGUUUCUGAGCCCGAGUUCCGUCUACCACCAACAAUUCUCGGUGCGAUCUUGGUUCCAAUCGGCCUUUUCGGUUUCGGCUGGACGACUUAUUCCUCGGUACAUUGGAUCGUUCCCAUUGUCUUCAGUGGCAUCUUUGGUCUUGGAAACAUCUUCGUCUUUAGUGGCGUCUUUACGUUCCUUGUAGAAUGCUACCCCUUGUAUGCCGCGAGCGCGCUGGCAGCCAACAGUUUUGCUCGUUCAAGCUUUGCUGCAGCGUUCCCUCUCUUUGGUCAGUCUGAGAUAUCACAUCACGAGCUGGGAUACCAAUGGGCGUCGUCAUUACUGGCCUUCUUAGCCCUUGCCAUGGCACCAUUUCCGUACCUAUUUUUCAAAUAUGGCAAGCGACUUCGCAAGAAUUCCAAGUUUGCGCAGUCAUGA